AUGCUCGAUCCCCGACUUCCCCGCGUUGGAAAUUAUUAUGGAGUAUGAUGUUAAUUUAAUUGAGUUGCGAGCAUUAAUUUAUCCAGCUUCAUUCAUCCAUCACUUCGGUUUCCGGUAUGAUGCAUUGCGAGUCCCACGUAGGACAUGCAGUUACUAUCCGUAGCAAUGAGGUAUUAAGAAAGAACCAGAGAUCUGCACCUUGCAGAUUCCGAGUAGGUUACUUAAACUUGUCAAACUUCACCGUUGUCUUUUGCCUGUUAUCCCCUAUCUCUGAUUGAUGUUUCGAAAAUAGAGAAUUGGAUAUUCACAACAUGGCUCGCAUCACUGGAGUCGCACUUCUAAGCCUGGCGCAAGCAAUUCAUGCUCAAAGCAACUUUACUGUUGCUAGCACUGCCCCAGCAAGUGCCGGUACCCCAUUUCCAGCCUUCAUAAGCUACUCCAUUGAGCUCGCUUUCUUUCCGGAUUACGCUGGUAUGUCAAUGGUUCAAAGGCAUAUCAACCAGCUCACGUGCUCACAUUUUUAGGAAAUGCCUCAAGUCCGGGUACUUUUUCAAAUAACCUGCUCAACAAUCUUGCCCACUUCCAAGGUACUAAACCGUACAUUCGAGUAGGAGGAAACACACAAGAUUAUGCUCUAUACGAUGCAAAUCUUCCAUACGCGGUGAAUGGUACAAUUAAUCCAGCGAGGGCCGUGGAUUACCCAACAACUGUUUACAUUGGCCCUUCCUUUUUUGAAUCGUACAGUACUUGGCCAGAUGUCAAAUUUAGUCAUGGAUUCAACAUGGCACUGGGCGCCAACAAUUCUGCUGGAUGGCAGACACUACUAGAUACGAUACCUUUGGCAUGUAAAGCUCUAGGAGGUGGAAAACUUCUCAUGUGGGAGUACGGAAAUGAACCAGAUCUGUAUUCUACCUCUGCACAAGGACCAGUUCGACCUCGGACUUGGAACGAAUCAACAUACGUAAGCCAAUGGCUAAACGGAAGCCGCCAAAUCAAGGAAGGAGUGGCAGCAGCUUGUCCUGAUCUAGCUUCCUAUGGGUUCUUGGCACCCUCCUAUGCGGGUGUUAACAACCAUCUUAAUCCUAUUACGACAUGGAGGGACGGAUUAGAUGUUGAUAAGGAUAUUGAAUUGAUAUCAUCACAUAAGUAUGGUCUAACUCACGAUUUCACAUUCCAAAUGCUAACGGACUGAACAAAGUUAUAUUGGUGGUGCGACACAACCAGGUGUCACACUCCAAAAAACCCUCAUGAACCACACCUCAACCGUGGCGUCUGUCGCCCUUCAACUAAAUGUAUCUAACCUCCUUUCCCCUUUCAACUUACCGUUCACUCUCGGAGAAACCAACUCUCUUUACAAUGAAGGUGCACCAGGGUUGUCAAAUGCAUAUGGUGCUGCUCUAGUACGUUUUCUCCGUGGCCGAUCAUCAUCUAUAAGUAUUGACUUCUAUACAGUGGAACAUAGACUUCGCACUCUACUGCGCAAGCAAGAAUAUUAGUCGCAUCAAGUAUGUAAAGUCCUUAUAAGUCAUUAAUCUCAACAAAAUGCUGACAACCUAUCUCCUAGUUUCCACGAGGGAGUCGGCUUCCGCUACGGGGCUUGGCAACCUCAGGACACGGAUACUGUCACAAAGGGCACAAAAGCUCCGUACUACGGAAACAUCGCUGCAGCUGCCUUCCUCUCUAAUCUUACCGCAUCCACCACAACCAUAGCCGAAAUUCCAUUGACCAACGAGAUGGAAUCCGCUUAUGCAGCUUAUGUCAAUGGCGCUCUAAAGCGCAUCAUCAUUAUCAACAUGCACCAAUACAACUAUACCAUCAAUGGAACAUCUACGCUCUUAAACCCCGACCCUCGUCCAACCAGAAAAUACACCAUCACAAUCCCCACCGACAAGGCAGCUAGAUCAUCACGCGCUAAUGCCCCAGCCGCAUUGCCCAAGUCGGCAACACUAAGAGCCCUUCAUGCAAAUGGUAGUGAUGCAAUCACGGGUAUUACAUACGAUGGAUAUUCUUACAACUAUGAACUCAAUAAUGGACUUCCUGUACGAUUGCCCAAUGUAACGGUUGGACAUACUGUUAAGGCUAAGGAUGGAAAAUUCACUGUACCGGUUGAAGAUUCGGGAGCAGUGAUGGUUGAUUUUGGGGCAUAAAUUAGGUUGUGAUUUCACUGAUAUGUAUAUAUAUAAGAGGGACAUGAAGUGCCUUUUCGGUUUCUUCCUCUGUUGUACUUAGAAUACACAAAAUUAUAUUUUUAGGAGCCUCAUGUUGUAUACUAGGACUCUACUUUAGGUACUGUAAGAUGGGAAUCCAUAUGCAAAAUGAGAUUCAUAAAUACACAUCUCCUUCUGCCAGUCUGAUAGAAAU
Sclerotinia trifoliorum is the source of this 2361-nucleotide messenger RNA. The record is from the annotation of a GenBank genome assembly. Lineage: Eukaryota; Fungi; Ascomycota; Leotiomycetes; Helotiales; Sclerotiniaceae.